CCUUAGUCUUACAGCCACAAUGACCACAAUACCUGCAAAGAUAGUACCCAUAGUGUACAAUACGGAUAAAUGGAUAGAAGAAAAUAAACAAUAUUUUCUUCCUCCUGUCUGCAAUAAAUUGAUGCACAGUGAUGGCCAGAUGAAAGUUUUUUAUGUUGGUGGUCCAAACCAACGGAAAGAUUACCAUAUUGAAGAAGGGGAAGAGUUGUUUUACAUGUUGAAAGGAGACAUGUGUUUGAAAGUUAUUGAACAUGGGAAACACAGGGAUGUUGUCAUCAAAGAAGGAGAAAUUUUCUUAUUGCCUGGAAAAAUUGCACAUUCUCCUCAAAGGCAUGAGAACACAAUUGGGCUGGUGAUUGAGAGAGAAAGGGAGAAAACUGAGUUAGAUGGUUUAAGAUAUUACCAGACAGUGGAUGGAGAACCCACUACAGACUCCCUAUAUGAAGAAUGGUUCUAUUGCACAGAUCUAGGCACAGAGCUUGGUCCUGUCAUAAAAAGGUAUUUUGAAUCAGAACAACACAAGACAGGAAAGUCUAUUCCAGGAACCAUUCCAGAGAACCCUCCAAUAAUCCUGGACAGUAAGACCAGUCUUCAAGAUCCUUUUAACCUCCACAAGUGGAUUGAGGAUCAUAGGGAGGAGAUUGAUAGCAAAGGCUUUGUCCAGUUGUUUGGGGAUAAUAAUCAAUUCUCAGUCAAAGUUUAUGGCAAGGGAGAAAACACAGACCAGUGUGAUAAAGCAGAGACAUGGAUUUGGCAGAUUGAAGGAAGGUCAGAGGUCAGUGUUGAUGGAAGUCUAUACAAGCUUGAAACCAAUGACUCCAUGCUAGUUCCCACUGGGCUGAGGUACACAGCCACACGACAGGAGGGUAGUAUCUCUCUCAUCUGUUACCAGGAUCCAACUCGCAAGAAGUCCUAAGUGUCUGCUCAAAGCCCCGUCACUGUUUUAAUGUUGAGAUAAAUUUUGCCUUUACUUAUAAUUCGUUGUUGAAUAUAAUUGUUAUGAUACCACUGUCACUAAUUACAGACCCCAGCAGCUGACCAGGCAUGACAUCUUAGACUAAAGAACCGCACGACUGACCUGGAGUGACAUUUUAGACUACAGACCCCAACUAUUGACCGAACGUGACAUCUUAGACUAAAGACCCUAAUUACUGACUGUGCGUUACAUCUUAGACUAAAUAUCACAGGUAACAUUCCCACUGGUGUUGGCUUGGGUCACCACCCAUGUGAGAAUAUCGCCAGUUGUCAGUGGUCUUGAGUUGUCGCUACUGGUCAGUUUGUUCAGUUCUGUAAUUGAUAUCCAUUGUACCUGUCCAGAUCCUAGCAAUAUUGUUACACAGUUUACAAAUAUAACAAGUCCUUACUGCUCAGAAGAUAUGUUUAGUUUAUA
Molecule: messenger RNA, 1390 nt
Organism: Physella acuta
Lineage: Eukaryota; Metazoa; Mollusca; Gastropoda; Physidae
Product: 3-hydroxyanthranilate 3,4-dioxygenase-like
Biological process (GO): quinolinate metabolic process; 'de novo' NAD+ biosynthetic process from L-tryptophan
Cellular component (GO): cytoplasm
Molecular function (GO): 3-hydroxyanthranilate 3,4-dioxygenase activity; iron ion binding
Source: RefSeq, a predicted model, not a curated record